AUGGUCUCUUUCUCCUCCUUGCUUGUGGCGCUCUCCGCUGCCGUCGGAGUUCUCUCUGCCCCCGUCGAGCAAGCUCCAGAGUUCCCCGACCUAUCCUUCAACGGAACUCUUCACGAGCUCGCCGAACGCUCCACGCCCAGCAGCACCGGCUGGAGCAACGGCUACUACUAUUCCUUCUGGACAGACGGCGGCGGCGACGUCACCUACACCAACGGUGCAGGCGGCUCCUACACAGUGCAAUGGUCCAACGUCGGCAACUUCGUUGGCGGAAAGGGCUGGAACCCAGGAAGUACCAGAACAAUCAACUACGGCGGCAGCUUCAACCCCAGCGGAAACGGCUACCUCGCCAUCUACGGCUGGACCCAGAAUCCGCUCAUCGAGUACUACAUCGUCGAGUCCUACGGCACGUAUAACCCCGGCAGUGGCGGCACUUACAAGGGCACUGUGACCUCCGACGGCGGCACGUAUGACAUCUACACGUCGGUGCGGUACAAUGCGCCGUCGAUCGAAGGGACCAAGACCUUUACGCAGUUUUGGUCGGUGAGGCAGUCGAAGCGCACCGGGGGCUCGGUCACGACGGCGAAUCAUUUCAAUGCCUGGGGACGGCUGGGGAUGAGCUUGGGGAACCAUAAUUAUCAGAUUGUGGCGACCGAGGGAUACCAGAGUAGUGGGUCGGCUUCGAUUACUGUUUACUGA
Molecule: messenger RNA, 696 nt
Organism: Aspergillus steynii IBT 23096
Lineage: Eukaryota; Fungi; Ascomycota; Eurotiomycetes; Eurotiales; Aspergillaceae
Product: glycoside hydrolase family 11 protein
Exons: 2
Coding region: 1-696 (231 amino acids)
Biological process (GO): xylan catabolic process
Molecular function (GO): hydrolase activity, hydrolyzing O-glycosyl compounds
Source: RefSeq, a predicted model, not a curated record